AUGGCGUCAGAACUCAAGCGACUGCGUGGAGUGAUUCUUGGACGAUUGACACGAAUCGAGGUGUUCAUCCGAGAUAUCGACUCCAAGUCCGGCCUGACUGAGGAUCAUAUUCAAACGCGGCUGGAGAUCAUCGACCAGUGUUGGGCUGAGUACAGCACUGUACAGAACAACAUCGACGCAGGUGAAGACAUCGACGCUGAAGAGGAGGAAGAAAAGCGAGCUGCAUUUGAGGAGCGAUGCAUCAACGCAAGGGUUGCUUUGCGGUCCGCCCUUAGGAAAAUGCAAGGACAAGGUGCUAGUCGUAGCAUCGAGCAACCGUUGCUGGCUGUUCAGCUUCAAAACCAACUGCCCAUUCCUCAACAACCAGUGGCUGUGCGAUUGCCAACGUUGGAGUUGCCUACCUUCGGUGGUUAUUACAUGGACUGGCCAGGAUUUAGGGAUGCAUUUCAGGCACUCAUCGACAGAAACAUGCAGCUGUCCAACGUGCAGAAGCUGUUAUACCUGAAAUCAACCCUCAAGGGUGAGGCAGCUAGCGUGUUGGAUGCGAUGGACAUCACCGACGUCAACUACCAAGUAGCCUGGGAUCUAUUAGUGGAGAGGUUCGAAAAUCGUCGCGUGAUUAAGCAAAAGCAUUUGAAAGCGUUGUUCACCAUCAAGCAGGUACCAGAGGAUUCACCGAGGGAGCUGCGUCGUUUGUUGACAGAGUUUCAGCGAAACGUCAAUGCAUUGAAACAGCUUAAUGAGCCCACUGAUGAAUGGGGCACACUUCUAGUAUACCUCCUCACCAGUAAACUCGAUGGAAGCUCACGCCGCUAUUGGGAGACCCAGAUCCAGGAUGACGAAUCACCAACGUAUGAAGAGAUCGUCCAAUUUAUCAACAGAAGGUGCCACACAUUGGAAGCACUAGAGGUUGAAAAGGGAAGACCCUAUUCGGCAGAUUCGCGUCCAAGGAAAGUGUGCGGAGAUCACGUUGGUCAGGAUGAACCGACGGCGAUGAUGACGACCAUGACGCUGAUGGCUGGUGUGAAGUAG
This is a messenger RNA of Aedes albopictus (Asian tiger mosquito), 1032 nucleotides long. RefSeq lists its product as uncharacterized. The transcript has 2 exons. The record is from RefSeq and is a predicted model, not a curated record. The coding region runs from base 1 to 1032 and encodes 343 amino acids. Lineage: Eukaryota; Metazoa; Arthropoda; Insecta; Diptera; Culicidae.